Messenger RNA from Eutrema salsugineum, 1424 nucleotides. Its product is annotated as transcription activator GLK2. The transcript has 5 exons. Gene Ontology annotation, biological process: positive regulation of DNA-templated transcription. NCBI's taxonomy places the organism in Eukaryota, Viridiplantae, Streptophyta, Magnoliopsida, Brassicales, Brassicaceae. Bases 71 to 1249 code for a protein of 392 amino acids. Gene Ontology annotation, cellular component: nucleus. The record is from RefSeq and is a predicted model, not a curated record. Gene Ontology annotation, molecular function: transcription cis-regulatory region binding; DNA-binding transcription factor activity.
UUCACUGUGUGUCAUUCUUGUUUUCUCUAAAUUUUCGAAUCUUGAUUUUUUUUUCCAUUUUCACCAUUCGAUGUUAACUGUGUCUCCCCUCGUCGUAAACAACACCACCUCAAAGGACGAUCACAUGGCGGCUGAUUUUGCAGAUUUUACGACGGAAGACUUGCCGGACUUCAAGACGGUCGGAGAUUUCUCCGACGACGGUAGUCUCGAUUUUCUUGAAGGGAUCGAUUACUACGACGACCUUUUCAUUGGAUUCGAUGGAGACGAUGUUUUGCCGGAUUUGGAGAUUCUCGGGGAACAUUCCGGCGGCAGCGGAAGAGAUGAAGAACAAGAAAUGGAGGGAAACACUUCGACGGCGUCGGAGACAUCGGAGAGAGACGGUGGGGAGUUUAAGCCUCAAGGUGGUGCUGGUGGUGAUACGGACAAAACGGUGCGUAGAGGCAAACGUAAAGGGAAGAAAAAUAAAGAUUGUUUAUCAGCUAAUAACGAGAUUAAGAAGAAAACCAAGGUGGACUGGACGCCGGAUUUACACCGGAAAUUCGUACAAGCGGUGGAGCAAUUAGGGGUAGACAAGGCUGUGCCAUCUCGGAUUUUGGAAAUUAUGAAUGUUAAAUCUCUCACUCGUCACAAUGUCGCUAGCCAUCUCCAGAAAUAUAGGUCACACCGGAAGCAUUUACUAGCGCGUGAAGCAGAAGCUGCCAGCUGGAAUCUCCGACGACAUGCCACCGUGGCAGUUGCCGGAGGAGGAGGAGGGAAGAAGCCGUGGAUGGCUCCUGCUUUAGGCUAUCCACCGCACGUGACACCAUUGCAUCACGGCCACUUCAGGCCUUUGCACGUGUGGGGUCAUCCUACGUGGCCUAAACACAAGCCUAACAUUCCACCGACUACUCAUCGGACGUUUCCGAUUCCGGCCGUUGCGGCGGUGGCUCCGUCGUCUUGGCCAGCUCAUCCACCAUAUUGGCACCAACAGCCACUCUAUCCACAGGGAUAUGGUAUGGCAUCAUCAUCGAAUCAUUCGAUGUAUAAUAUUAAAUCAGAAACAAGCAUUGGUGUUCCUACAAGACCAUUAGGCCCUACUAAUCCUCCUCUCGACAUUCAUCCCUCUAACGAGAGCAUAGACGCCGCUAUUGGAGACGUGAUAACAAAGCCGUGGCUACCGCUUCCUCUGGGACUCAAACCGCCAUCAGUUGACGGCGUCAUGACGGAGUUACAACGUCAAGGCGUUCCUAAUGUUCCUCCUCGUCCUUGAGAGAGACAAAAUUCGUCGAAAUUGCAUUUGUUAACAUCUUUCUUUUUUUGGUCUCUUUAAUUUAUAAGUAUUUUUGCAAGGAAGAUGAUAAAUCCUUGUUGAUUGAUCAUAUGUAUUUCUUACUCCAAGGAGUAUAUAUGAAGUACAUGUAUCGAAGUUAAGCAAGUUGGUCGUA